AGCUGCGCCACAUUCUUGCUACCAAAGGCAGGUUAGAAGAUCUGGGAAUUUCUAUUUUAGUUUUGCACAUAGUCCGAUGUAUUGACAAGCAGGUUUCUGUUAUGGUUGUUUUCUUUCGCAACGCCACGAGGCCAGCCACUCACUCGACAAGUCAAGUCAAAUGCAUGCCUUCGGCGCUGGGCCGAAACGUUCGCAAAAACAUCCUGUUUCCGGCAGUCAUCGGCUGCAACAUGAUCUCAAGGCGCAUUAGACUAGAAUUCGUGGGAUAUCCGCGGGGGGAAGGGUGCAAGUGCCGGUUCACUCAUCUGUACAUGGUUGAUGGUUCUCCUUUUUCCAACGUUGCCGAAGCGUGCAUAUUGGGGUUGCGUGGAUUCUUCGCCGCUGCGCGGCUCGACCUCGGCUGAAAAGACCGGCCCUUUCGCCGUGACAAAAGGUCCGAGCACAAUGAAUGAUGAUGGGUUGACGCGGUUGUCACCCGUCUGAAGUUGUUCAACAUGAGACUUUAAACUUGGGCAAAGUUGUAUAAGUUGGCCAUGGCCCCUGGGUUGGUUUAUGGAGGAGGCCCCAUGGCCCUUUGCAGUUUUGCCCAUCGACCACACCCAUUUCAAGUCUAACUGAAGCUCGUUGGGACAAGGCCCCCCUCGGGAGCAUUCACUUGAACAUAAACUCCCAGAAAAACAGCCGACAACAACAUCCCGGUUUUCUCGCUAAGCAGACCUGGAUACGACUCCCGCCUCACAUCUUCUCAAAAGCUAUCAAGAUGUUACCACAAGUUUCGAGCAGGACAUUGCUCCUGAUCCCAAUACUCCUACACCAGGCCGUCACCGUCGUCAAUGCCCAGGGCACCAGCAACAUGCCACCGCUCAACGUGACGGCCAUCUCGGCGUCGGGGGGAGACUCGACGUUUGAGUGCUGGCAAUUCGGCCCCUUCACAUCGGUGACAGCCCCGGGGGUAAACGACGCGUCGGCGCUGCUGCUCACCACGGCGGCCACGCAGGUCAACUACGCCAUGUUCCCGGCCGGGUCGACGGGUGGCCUGCACCGGUCCCCGCGGCUGCAGUUUGUCGUCUUCAUGACAGGCCGGGCACGCAUCACGCUACCGAACGGCAACGGCACGUACGAGAUCAACGGUGGCGGGAGGGGCUGCAUGAUCGUCUCGGCAGACACGUCGGACGUUAGCAGGGUCGGCCACACCACCGACUACCCCGGCGACACGCCGACUGGGGUCAUGCAGGUGCCCAUCACCAACGGCAGGCAGGGCUUGGGCAGGUACAGGGUUCUACAUCAAGGGACCUGCACUGAGGAGGAGCUCGGCGGCACCAUCACGACGCCUAACGACGGGGGUGGUUACAUAGAUGGUUAGGGACAGGAUGGAUCAGGGGAGUAGGAUCUUCUCUUUUUUUGAUUUGGAGUUGAUGGAAUGGGGGUGGGAUGGUUUUUCUUCAUGGUUUUUUUUUUUUUCUUCCCUCACUUUUCAUGUGGUGCCUCGGGGGCUGCUCACAAGCAAACAGUAAGAAAGUUGGUUAGGAGUGAUUAAUGGGGAGGUUUGUUCGGAGCAAUAGAUAUUGUUCCAAAAGGGAUAUGGCUUAGAUGGGGCUAGCACAUACGGUGUUCCCUCCGUUCCUCGCUGGCCGGAUGGUCUCUGUAAUGGGAUUAGCGGGGAGGAGGGAGGAAAACGAAACGGUUUAUAUUUCGAUUACCAAUGAUGAUGAGAUAGCAUCCUGCAUUCUGGCGCAAUUUAUCAUAAUGCUAAAAGCGCAUUGCCC
Pyricularia oryzae 70-15 is the source of this 1766-nucleotide messenger RNA. RefSeq lists its product as uncharacterized. The coding region runs from base 761 to 1363 and encodes 200 amino acids. The transcript has a single exon. NCBI's taxonomy places the organism in Eukaryota, Fungi, Ascomycota, Sordariomycetes, Magnaporthales, Pyriculariaceae. The record is from RefSeq and is a predicted model, not a curated record.